This is a messenger RNA of Misgurnus anguillicaudatus (oriental weatherfish), 1278 nucleotides long. NCBI's taxonomy places the organism in Eukaryota, Metazoa, Chordata, Actinopteri, Cypriniformes, Cobitidae. The record is from RefSeq and is a predicted model, not a curated record.
CCAGGACUGACGGUCGCCACCCCUGGUAUAUUUUUUUAGAUUGCAUACACUGUAGAUUAUGAUUUGAUUAUAGUGAGGAUUAAAUAGCUGUGUUAUUUUAGGUCCCUCUCUCUCUCUCUUGUUCUGUUUCUGUGUAUCUCUCUCUCUAUCUCUCUCUCUUUCUGUGUGUCUCUCUCUGUGACUGAUUCAUUUGGAUGUAUCUGUGGUCUGGAUUAAAUCUCCGCAGCUCUACAGCAGGAUGUGUGGAAUGGCAAUAGUUUUGGAUGAUGGUGGAGGUGAUGAAGACUUUGAUGUCAGUGAUGACGGGAUACAGAUGUUGCCGCCUCCACCGGUUCAGUGUGAUGGAGGGGUGUGGGGUCCCCGGCGGGGUCACUGUGGGUGUCUGGUGUGGGUGAUGGUUCUGCUGAUGUGGAACAUGACGCUGAUGUUGGUGUGUGUGGGGUUAAUGUUUCUGGUCUUCAGUCUGGUUCUGCUGCCCGCUGCUCUGCUGCUGUACGCCGGCUUCCUCUGUCACUCACGGGUUCUGGCUUCUCAAGCCUCUCUCUGUCAGUACCUCGAUGAUAACAGUUGCUCCGCCCUCAUCAUCCUGGGUUUCGUGAUGAUGUCACCAUUGAUCGUGAUUGCUGCGGCGACAUUCUGUGGUCUUCUUAGGCGACUACACCUCCUCUUAUAUUUUCAGCCAAUCACAGGAGCUCGAUACCGUGGGCGUGGCUUGUGCUGGAGGCGGGACGUCCAUGCCUGGGUUUGAUGGACAUAAACAUCCACUGUUCUCAGGUCAGCUCCGCUAACAGAUAUAAUCUCUGUCCAUACCUAAAAGUUAAGGUACGGCAAGAUCUUAAAUCUACAGCAAACACAGGCACAAUUUAUAAGCAGAACAUCAUUUGUUACUUUGAAUCUGAGGUUUGUGAAUUUCGUAAAGCUUUGUUGAUGUCAUUGUAUUGUUUAUGGUCAAGUAUUAAAGUAAGUUUUAAUGUGUGUGUGUGCUGUUGUGUUUUAUCUAUGACCUUUGUCGUGUGUGUGGUGUACUUUUGUUCAUUGGUACAUUGUGGUGUGAUUUUUACAUCCGUUCUGUCUUUUUAUGUAACUCAGAUUGGGUGAUAACAGGAUUAAAGUAUGUUUAUUUACAUUUUAAUUAUAUUCAUUACUUUAUAACAAUGACUAUUUAUUUAUAUGAGAAAGUCAGACAUUUGUGGACUGCCACAUCAACAUUUAUUGUACUGUAGAUUAAUCAUAGUGAGCUAAUGAUGCUUUUGUGAAAUAAAUGUGUUUCGUAUAUUA